AAUUGCUGUCAGUUUAACGAAACCGGUAACGUGGUUAGGACGAAGCGUGGUAACCUACUCCGGCAAUCGUACCAACGACGUGUUUCGAUAACAUCGUAUUACGCGGAGUAUGUGUGCUAAAAAACUGUCAUAAGGUCAAGGAAAAUCGUAUGACCAUAAAGUCUCGACAUUGUUUGCUACUUGAACGAACUCUGUUAAUUAAUAAUUGUCUUGAUCAGUUUUCGAUUAUUCUGUUUGUUUGUAAGUUUGCCGGUACUGCCAGUUUCUGACAACCAGUUUGGACUAAUAAUUGGAUUUUUUCCGAAAAUUUGUUAAAAAAAAACAAACUCCUUGACCUCUGGGUUAAAGAAGAUAACCGAACCUAAUCCUUAGAGCGUCAACGAAGAAAAGAUGUGCGAAAGUUGACACAAAAAUGAACUUGCAUCCUUUGACUCCAGACGAUGGCACGCAGACGGCGCUUGCUGAAAGUCAUCCUGGGCAUCAUAAUAGGAUUAUUCGCGUCUCAACUGUACCUCGAGGGGUGUCCAGGCACCCAUAAAAGGCGUAUCACCCCUCAUCAUUUGAUCAGCGAAGAAGAUCGUCGUGCGUUGAACAAGAGUUUGCUGUUCGUGGGCAUCAUGACUGCCCAAAAAUACCUGGAUACUCGAGCAAAGGCUGUGUAUGACACGUGGGGGAAGGAAGUGCCGGGGAAAGUGAUGUUUUUCAGUUCGGAAAAUUCGUACAGUGAACAUGUGCCGCUAGUUGCGUUACGGGGAGUGGACGAUAGUUACCCGCCACAGAAAAAAUCGUUUAGGAUGCUUAAAUAUAUGUAUGAUAAUUUUAUCGAUAAGUAUGAGUGGUUUUUGCGAGCGGACGAUGAUGUGUAUAUAAGGACUGAUCGGUUAGAGGAGUUGCUAAAAUCUGUCGACAGUAAGAAAGCCUGGUUCAUAGGUCAAACAGGUCGUGGCAACACCGAAGAAUUCGGCCUUCUAUCUCUCGACAACGACGAAAACUUUUGCAUGGGCGGUCCCGGCGUCAUCCUUUCCAGGGAAACACUCAAGAGGAUGGCACCUUCAGUAGAAGAGUGCCUGCAACACCUCUACACGACGCACGAGGACGUAGAACUGGGACGCUGCGUCAGGAAAUUCGCUGGGAUAUCGUGUACGUGGUCCUAUGAGGCGAGUGACUACUAUAGCAUGCAAGUAAUUCUCUACCACAACCAAAGCGGCGAAAAAGCUUUUAGUGGUGAUUUGAAGCAAAAGGAAGUUCAUAGAGCGAUAACUCUACAUCCAAUAAAGCAGCCCCAAUUGAUGUACCGGCUUCACAAAUACGUUAAGGGGCUGAAAAUUCAGAAGUUAGAACAAGAAAGUAUUCAACUGCAUCGAGACAUCGCAUCAUCUAUGCAGGAAAUGGGAUACCGAGUCAGUAGCGUACACUCUGCCGAUCUUGCCAAAAAUUUGCCACUUUUUCCUCAUAAGAGAGGUUCAGACGGGUACUUAGGAGAUACUAGUAUUUUAGGUGUGCCAGCUGGAUUAAACAGAUAUACCCCAAACUCAUUAGAAGAUAUUUUAGAAUGGGAGCUUAUCUCCAAAACUUUAUAUACUCAUAGAGAUUUAAAUCCUAGAAAGAGAAUAGGUUCGUCCAUGAAAGAAGGUUUAAGUGAUGUAGUUAGAGAGAUUAUGGAACUGAUUAAUUCGUAUUCUAAGCAGAGAGGAAGAGUCAUAGAUUUUAAGGAAAUUUUGUAUGGAUACUGGAGGUUGGAUCCAGUCUAUGGAGUAGAUCUUAUAUUAGAUAUGUUACUAGUGUAUAGAAAAUACCGAGGACACAAAAUGACAGUUCAAGUUAGGCGACAUGCGUAUGUGCAGCAGACAUUUACAGGCAUUCACAUUAGGGAACUAGACGACUUCGAACACACCAACCAAAUUCUAGUCAGCUCAGACUCGUUACCAGUUCACAAGCAGAUAGUCAAUCACAUAUUUUCGAAAAUAAACGAAAAGCUACAUCCUCUACUAAAUUAUUAUAGCCCGGAAGAACGAUACAUUAAUUUUAUUUUACCUUUAAGCGGCCGUUAUUCGAUAUUUAAGCGAUUUAUUCAGUUAUACGAAGACACAUGUUUAAAAGAACAACAGUCUACUAACUUAUACAUAGUACUUUACAAAAAUAAAGAAAAUGCUCAAGAUUACCAAAGAAGUUUGGAAUUAGUUAGCUCUUUAACGCAGAACUAUCCGUAUCGGGUAAUAAAAGCUAUUACUUCUGAGGAAGAUUUCUCUAGAGGAAAGGCGUUGCAGUUAGGUGUAGAUGAACUUCAAGACGACAAUUUGAUGUUAUUUAUAGAUGUAGAUAUGGUAUUCGACAGAGAUAGUCUUCAGCGAAUUAGAAGAAAUACUGUCCAAAAUAAGAAGGUGUAUUUCCCCAUAGUGUAUAGUUUGUACAAUCCGCAGUUGUUAAAGGAGUCAUACAAUGAGACGAUAUGGAUGUGUCCAAAAAAUAGUUCCUUCGAUGAUUACCAUGGAUUCUGGAGACAAUUCGGAUUUGGAAUUGUUAGCAUCUACAAAAGUGACUACAUUCGUCUAGGUGGUUUUGAUCUGAAGAUUUCUGGUUGGGGAGCAGAAGACGUUAAUUUAUACGAUAACGUCAUCAAAUCCGACUUAAAAAUAGUGAGAAGUGUUGAUCCUGGACUAAUCCACAUCUUUCAUUCGGAAAAGUGCGAUGACCAGUUAGAUACUGAGCAGAAGAUUAUGUGUUUAGGAACUAAGGCUAAUACUCUAGGAUCGCUACAAACUUUACAAAAACUGUUUUUGAAAUAUAAAGAUUUGUUUAGGUAGCACUUGCUUGUAAUGAUAGCGAUAAGUAAACAGAACUUUGCCAUAGACUUUUGUUAUUGAUCGCCAUAAAUAAUUUAUAUACA
Molecule: messenger RNA, 2887 nt
Organism: Diabrotica virgifera virgifera (western corn rootworm)
Lineage: Eukaryota; Metazoa; Arthropoda; Insecta; Coleoptera; Chrysomelidae
Gene: Chsy
Product: chondroitin sulfate synthase 1
Exons: 9
Coding region: 441-2804 (787 amino acids)
Cellular component (GO): Golgi cisterna membrane
Molecular function (GO): glucuronosyl-N-acetylgalactosaminyl-proteoglycan 4-beta-N-acetylgalactosaminyltransferase activity
Source: RefSeq, a predicted model, not a curated record